This is a messenger RNA of Drosophila suzukii, 2846 nucleotides long. RefSeq names its product zinc finger CCCH domain-containing protein 18. The record is from RefSeq and is a predicted model, not a curated record. Gene Ontology annotation, molecular function: RNA binding; metal ion binding. Lineage: Eukaryota; Metazoa; Arthropoda; Insecta; Diptera; Drosophilidae. Gene Ontology annotation, cellular component: precatalytic spliceosome.
AUAGAAAAAUAGAAAUGUGACGCUUCUUUGCCGUAGUUUUAUGCGAAUAAAAUACGUUCUGCAUGGUUUAUUGUUAAAUUUAGUGUGCUAGAAUCAAAGCUGAUAAGUACUGUUCAUAUUAUCAGUGUAUUUAAUGUCAGGAAUAACAAAAACAAUUGAGAGGCAUGUAAUUUUCUUGAAAAGCACCUCACGCUUAUUGUAGUAGUACAUUUUGUAAGAUGUCCAAUUCUGGCGAAAAUGACAAGUUGGUUCCACUGCCACCCAACGCAAUAUCCAAGUAUUUGAGCCGUGACCUUGAGAACUCGCAAAUGGAUGAAGAAAACGGAUCUACCGAUAUGGUUGAGCUAAAGGAAUCAACAAAUAUUACAACCAACUUGACCAACAACUUUUCAACAUCCAAGGAAGAAGCUAAUAAAAGUAUUUAUGUUUCAGAUGAUUCCUCCUGCCGUGACUUAUCUAAAAGACCAACCAAUACAAGCAUGCCAAACGAGGUCUCGGGUCCUUCUUCAUCUCAUUCUAGUUUUGUAUACAAACCGUUUGAUUACACUCUCCAUGGCUUAACGGAUUUUGAAUCCACAAUUUGUUCCGUGAGGGAGGAGUACUCAGAACUAACAGGGUGUACAUCCUACUUAAGGAACCAAAAUGAAAAUUUCAAAAUCGUUACAAGCAACUCAAAAUUUUUUGUUACUGCCGACUCACUUCUCAAUGAAGAAUCGAUCAAAAGUCCCGAAAAUUCCCAAUUAAAAAAUAGAGUUACCACCCUAGGGGAAGAAGGCGAUCUUAAUAACAUUUUUUGCUCUACAAUGAGAAAUCCAGAGGAAAUGAUUUCCGCGUUUCCAGCAGAUGAGUCUGGAAUAAGCAAUCAGAAUAAUGAGGAAACCGCAGGUUCUCCAGAAGUAAAUAAUGGCCAAAAAAUAAUGCAAAAUCCAAAAGACAACCCUGAGGAAUUUAAGCAAAUCGCUGAUAAGAGAAAGUGUAACGAUACAUUGUUGGAGUACUUACUGGAAGUCACAGAGUUUUCCGAAAAUAUUCCUUCACAAUCUCAGAGAAGUGUUCUUCAACAUAAAGCUAAUGCCACAUAUUUAAAAGAUAUUAAAAUAUCGGGAAAUUUUGGAAAUAAUUUUGAAGAAUUUGGUGAAACUGUUGAUAAGGAGAAAGACAAUAAUGUAUUAAUAAAAAACAAUAGUUUGGAGUCUGGUGAACUAUCCGAAAAUACCACUUUAGAAAUGCAGCAAGACCAGUUUCGAUCUGUCGGAGAGGCCUUAGAAGUGAAAGCUGUCACUGAUGGCAAAGACAAUUCAAUCUGUGAACCUAAAAUCAUGCAAAGUCCAAAAAACAAUGCUGAAGACAUUAAGAAAACCGUUGGCGAAGGAACGAUAACUGAUGCAUUUGAACCGGGUGAGUUAUCUAAAGAUACCACUUCGGAGGAGCACCAAGAACAGCCUAAUCACAGGAAAUCAGAUGUGGAAGAUGGUGAAGUAUCCGACGAAGAAAAUGAUGCCCCAAAUGGUUUACCCACCGAAAUGUUAGCUGGUCAGGCUAUAGGGAGAGAUACAUUGGCUGAAAACGAAGUGAGCAAGCUAAUAAAGUCGGGACCUGAUCGUUUUGGGUCUGCUGAUAUGGAAGAUGGCGAGGUAUUCGGCGAAGAUAAUGAUAAUGUACCAAUUGAAGAGCCCAAGGAAGAGAACAGCGUUAUGCCAAUCUGUCGUUUUCACAUCCGCAACGCGUGCCGUUGGGGCAGCAACUGUCGAUUUCGUCAUCCGAAAAUGGGCAACAAGGGCAAUUAUGAGAUGUUUGAAAAAAAGGUGCUGCCAGGACCCCCACCAACUCCACCAGGAUGGACACCUUUUACCGCUCCAUGUGUUGAUACCUUCCAAACGUCACAAGCCGAGAAAAUAACAUGGCGGCUUGGAAGCGCGACAAAAACGAGAUUCAACGUCUUGGACAACGACCCCUACUACUCACAGAACGGCCAGGAGCGUGUUCCUCUUCUGCCGACGCCGACAUUCGAUGAACUAUUGACGGCGCAAAAGAAGUAUCAAAACCAGACAGUCCGCCAGCCGCCGAUACCCCCAAAACACAAACCGAUAAUGUGGGAGAAACGACUGAGCAGCAGCUCACCUUCUCCUAGUCCUAACGUCUCACCAAGUCGAUUGUCCAAACAUAUACGAUCGAAUUCGCGGCCAACAUCAACGUCCUCCGCGAUGUCCAGACAAGCGAUCAAACGUGCCCGUUGUCCAAGUCCUCCAAGGACCUUUGUCAACAAAAGUCGAGGGCCUCGAACUCCAUCAUGCAGCCCACCAAGGCGUGUCAAUAUCAUGGUACGCCCUGAACCAAAACAGAAAUGUCUCAGCAACAACGACGACAAUUCUAGUGAGUCCUCCGAGUCGACUAGCUAUGAAUCCACCACCGAAAGCUCCGAUGACUUCUCUUCUUCCUCUGAAUCUGAUGCCAGGGAAGCGAGCUCUAAGCGGGCUUGGAAAACAAGCACAUCAUCAUCGGGAUCACAGGAAAAAUAUACAUCAAAAAAUGAAAAAGCAUCUUCAUCGAAAUAUGCAGAAAAACGGCGAACAAAGACUUCAAAGUCUAAAACUCGAAAACAAUCGCACACACAAACUCCUUCAAAAUCAUCGACGAAAACUCCAGCAAGAAAUCCUCUAAAAGUUAUGCCCAAUGCACCAAAAAAACCUCGCAGCGCAAUGGAUACUUCUUACAGUACCAAAAAGAAAAUGUCCCGACAGAAAUAUUUACUAAUGCAACUUUUGCACGUGGAGGAGCAAAUCGCCAAGAAGAAAAAAAGGCGUUUGAAAACUGCUAAAGUAUAAUAUUUGUAUUUGAUUCCAUUA